CAGAACUGUGAAGCUGUACCGCAGCCUCUGUAGCGCAGGUGUUGGGGAAGAAAAGAAGAGAGCCCAUUCUGUGGCUGGUGCUGCAUGUUCAUGUGCAUUAUCACAUUUAAUUUAAAUCUCUAAAGCCUUUACAAAAUACAGAAAAAUCAUGGAAGGAGGAGAGCUUUGGCUAUUCGGGAUUUUUGGUGGCUCCAUAUGAAUUUCAUCAAUAUCUGUUCUAUUUCUUUGAAGAAUGUCAUUGAAAUUUUUAUUGGAAUAGCAUUGAGUCUGUAAAUUGCUUUUGAUUUGAUAAUGGGCUGCAUUAAAAGUAAAGAGAAUAAAAGUCCAACCAUUAAAUACAGAACUGAAAACACUCCAGAACAGACACUCAGUACAAGUGUCAGCCAUUAUGGAGCAGAACACACUGCAGUGGCACCGUCAUCUUCAACUAAGGGAACAUCUGUUAAUUUUAACAAUAUUUCCAUGACACCAUUUGGAGGAUCCUCUGUGGUGACACCUUUUGGAGGAGCAUCUUCCUCCUUCUCAGUGGUGCCAACUUCAUAUCCUGCUGGUUUAACAGGUGGUGUUACUAUAUUUGUGGCCUUAUAUGAUUAUGAAGCUAGAACUACAGAAGACCUUUCAUUUAAGAAGGGUGAAAGAUUUCAAAUAAUUAACAAUACGGAAGGAGACUGGUGGGAAGCAAGAUCAAUUGCUACAGGAAAGAAUGGCUAUAUCCCUAGCAAUUAUGUAGCCCCUGCAGAUUCCAUUCAGGCAGAAGAGUGGUAUUUCGGCAAAAUGGGGAGAAAAGAUGCUGAAAGAUUACUUCUGAAUCCUGGGAAUCAACGAGGUAUUUUCUUAGUAAGAGAGAGUGAAACUACUAAAGGUGCUUAUUCCCUCUCUAUUCGUGACUGGGAUGAGAUAAGGGGCGACAAUGUGAAACACUAUAAAAUUAGGAAACUUGACAAUGGUGGAUACUAUAUUACAACCAGAGCACAAUUUGAAACUCUGCAGAAAUUGGUAAAACACUAUACAGAACAUGCUGAUGGUUUAUGCCAUAAGUUAACAACUGUGUGUCCAACUGUGAAACCCCAGACACAAGGUUUAGCAAAAGAUGCUUGGGAAAUCCCUCGAGAAUCUUUGCGACUAGAGGUUAAACUAGGACAAGGAUGUUUUGGUGAAGUAUGGAUGGGAACAUGGAAUGGAACUACAAAAGUAGCCAUCAAAACACUAAAACCAGGUACAAUGAUGCCAGAGGCUUUUCUUCAAGAGGCUCAGAUAAUGAAAAAACUAAGACAUGAUAAACUUGUUCCACUAUAUGCUGUUGUUUCUGAAGAGCCAAUUUACAUUGUCACUGAAUUUAUGUCAAAAGGGAGUUUAUUAGAUUUCCUGAAGGAAGGAGAUGGAAAGUAUUUGAAGCUCCCACAACUGGUUGAUAUGGCUGCUCAGAUUGCUGAUGGUAUGGCAUAUAUUGAAAGAAUGAACUAUAUACACCGAGAUCUUCGGGCUGCUAAUAUUCUUGUAGGAGAUAAUCUCGUGUGCAAAAUAGCAGAUUUUGGUUUAGCAAGGUUAAUUGAAGACAAUGAAUAUACAGCAAGACAAGGAGCAAAAUUUCCAAUCAAAUGGACAGCUCCUGAGGCUGCUCUAUAUGGUCGAUUUACAAUCAAGUCUGAUGUAUGGUCAUUUGGAAUUCUGCAGACAGAACUGGUAACAAAGGGCAGAGUGCCAUAUCCAGGUAUGGUAAACCGUGAAGUGCUGGAACAGGUGGAACGAGGAUAUAGGAUGCCUUGCCCUCAGGGCUGUCCAGAAUCCCUGCAUGAAUUGAUGAAUCUAUGUUGGAAGAAGGACCCUGAUGAAAGACCAACAUUUGAAUAUAUUCAGUCCUUCUUGGAAGACUACUUCACUGCUACAGAGCCACAGUACCAGCCAGGAGAAAAUUUAUAACUCAAAUAGCCAAUUUUAUAUGCACAAAUCUGCCAAAAUAUAAAGUACUUAUAUAGACUUCCUCAGUUACAUACAGGAAUCAAAAGAAGAAAAUCUUCACUCUGCAUGUUUUUAAUGGUAAACUGGAAUUUCAAAUAUGGUUGCACAAAACCACUUUCCCCCCUAAGUGUUAAACUCUAAUGUACCAAUGAUGAAUUUUCCAACUUACUUUAAAGUCCAAAGAAAAUGUAACUAAGAUAUGGAUAACAGUGUGAUAGCAUGACAAUGAAGAACAAAAGAUUAAAAUUUAUAAAUCACUUCUUUUAUUCCCCACACUCAGAAUUAUUAAGAGUAAAUUACCAUUAUAGACAAAAACUGGAAGUAAAAAGUUAUACCAUAAUAAAAUCCAAAAUUAAGGAAUUUUAUGGGACCAAACAAUUCCAUUCCAGUUUUUAAAAAUUUCUUACUUUGUUCUCAAAAGUUUUUUUUAAUAUAUGCCUCCUUUUGCAUGGCAAUGGGCCAGGUUUUUAGAAGCAAAAAGGAAGAUAAAUAGCAUCUAAAACUUGAUUGUUAGACUACAGCAGUGUAAAUCUGAAAGUAUAAUGCACUAUGCUAAUACUCAUAUUCAUGGAACUGGAAAGUAGAGGAAGUUUUUCACUUUAAUCAUUUUCUGAAUAGCUCAGUGUAGAAUGAUGAAGGUAACCAAACCUUGAAUCAACCCUUCAUGAGGUGGUUUUUAAGGCAAUAUAUUAAAAUUGUACUCUCCAAUACAAAGGAAAAUCUUUUAAUCUUUAGGUAGCAUUAAAAAAAAUAAGUCCCAUCAUAUAAGCAGUCCUUUUGAAAAAAUAGACUGGUACUGUGAGAUAUUGCUAUACAUAGUUAUGGUGAUGGGUGCCACAAGUAUAAAAUAUCACUAGAUCAGGGACUUGAAUGCAAUGAAAAUGUAUUUAAAGAAAUGUGAGGGGAAAAUGUGAAAGUUUUACAGAUAGAGGAAUGGAAGGUGAGUUUAAUGAUGUUAGGAAUGACAAAAAUGGCUUUGCUGGCACUCAAAGCUCCUCCCUUACCUAUUUUCUGAGAUUUUAAGAGUUAUAAGGUAUGACUAUAAAACUAAUCUCUCUUAACAUGAAACACUAAAUGAGUGUAAUAGCCUCAAAAUAGCUGUUAAGGCUUCUCACUAAUUCUAGUGAUUUUGCACACUAGAUUUUACACAGCUUUUGUGCAAAACAUUUCUAGGACUUUGGUUUUCAAAUCUGUAUUGGAAUCCUUAUUCACUUUUUAAAAUAUUGUACUUAAUGGUCAUCAUUUUUCCCUUUUAGGAUUUAAUUAAGAAGAAAAAUUUAUUCAGAAUAAUAACAGUGAUGUAAAGGGUUACAGAUUUUGCCCAUUUAAAGUGCAGAAGUGAAAUAUACAAAGACAGAUUUUUAUGAGUACUCAAAAAUUACAAAAUAAGAAUUUAGAUAGCAGCAUUAGAACUUUGUUUCUAGCAAAGAAAUUAAAUCUGACAAAUAUAAAUCUGGUAUUUGUAUUUUAAAGUAAAAACUAUCUUUUAUAGUCCCACUUUAAAUAAUGUAAGAGUACCAAUUCUCCAUGUUUUAGGAAUGUAAUUUUCAACCACCAUCACUUACCUGAUUUGAUCAAUAAGUUUAAGGUUCUGUGCCAUGUUGAAACAAAUUUCUUAAUGUGACAAAUGAAUUUCAUGCAAGUUGACAACAGUCUGGUACUAAAAACUGGUGGUUUCUUAUGUUUACAUAACCAGCUUAGUAUUGAAUUCCUCUUCCAAGAGGAUUUUCCUAAGAAGACUGCCAUCAUCAUUUAUCUUUAAUGUCUAUAGCCUGUGACAUCAGACAUCAGAUUUUUAAAGGGCUUUAUGUGAACUAUGAUAUUAUAAUUUUUCUAAUCAUUUUAAACAAAUUAUAUGUUUAUGUAUUAAUUUUGUUAAGAAAAAUAAGCCAGGAAAAGUUGAUGGUAUUCAAUAGGUUUAAUUGAAUGGAGCAAUUCCUCAUAAUAGCAGCUGUAUAGUGGGGGAAGAAAACACUAACUUAAUGUGUAUUCAGUUUUAAAUGGUUAUGUAUUUUUAAAUUGCCAAGAAAAAUAAACAACUUUGUACAUUUGAAGACUUUUUUCAACAGUUUUUCAUCUUCACUAUCUUAAUGUGGAACGUAAACCCUUAUCAAAAAAGGAAGUUGACGUAAGCAGCCUUCUAGCACAAACACUUUUUUAAAUGAAAAUGGUAACCUAAAAGGUAAUAUUUUUUAUAAGUGUAUUAUGUUGUUUUUGUGGAUAAUUGAAAUAAAAAUUCUCAUUGACUGCACCACAUUCAUUUCUUUUCAGCUACUAUUCGUACAUUCUUGUCAGUUUUUUAAAACUUAUAGCAAUGUGUAUUCUAAAUUCUUACAUCAGAGGGGAAAGUAGUUACAACUUGAGCAUAGUUAAAUCAAUUCUUUAUUAAAUUUAAAACCUUAUUGAACUUGUUCUGUGUGGUUAAUUUUUCUGUCAGGUAAGUGACAUUAUUUUUAUAGGGCUUUAAUUAUACUAGCAACUACAGUUAAUGUUUUGUACAGAGAAAUCUAAGUGAUUUUAGUGAAGCUAUUCAGAGAAUCUGUGUAAAGGAUAUAAAAUAAAAUAACCACUUUGACCACAGGGAUUUAAUUUUCUAAAAAUGAAAAAUAUGAGCAUUAUUUCUGUGUGUUUUACACUUGUGUUUUAGCUAUAAUGAAAAUAAAAUUAUACUAAAUUAUGAAUUGCCAAUCAG
Molecule: messenger RNA, 4651 nt
Organism: Talpa occidentalis (Iberian mole)
Lineage: Eukaryota; Metazoa; Chordata; Mammalia; Eulipotyphla; Talpidae
Gene: YES1
Product: YES proto-oncogene 1, Src family tyrosine kinase
Exons: 14
Coding region: 292-1920 (542 amino acids)
Biological process (GO): cell surface receptor protein tyrosine kinase signaling pathway; cell differentiation; innate immune response
Cellular component (GO): extrinsic component of cytoplasmic side of plasma membrane
Molecular function (GO): non-membrane spanning protein tyrosine kinase activity; signaling receptor binding; ATP binding
Source: RefSeq, a predicted model, not a curated record